Molecule: messenger RNA, 1438 nt
Organism: Gossypium raimondii (Peruvian cotton)
Lineage: Eukaryota; Viridiplantae; Streptophyta; Magnoliopsida; Malvales; Malvaceae
Product: pyridoxal kinase
Exons: 13
Coding region: 254-1183 (309 amino acids)
Biological process (GO): pyridoxal 5'-phosphate salvage
Cellular component (GO): cytosol
Molecular function (GO): pyridoxal kinase activity
Source: RefSeq, a predicted model, not a curated record
AAUCUGAUGUCGAUUGGAAAAGGAAAAAAAAAAAAACUCAUAUCAGGCCGGGUCAGCUUGGAACUCGAUGUCUUAGUAGUGUUUUUUCUUUUUCAUCAGAGUUGACAUUGGCGUCCAAAUCGGUCUAGGAAGCUGUUUAGGUACCUUGGCCCAGCGCGGUGGGGGCAUUCUCUGCGCUCUACCUUUUCUCGACUGUGCCAAUUUAUUGGACUUGUCAAAGAUCGGAACAGUUUAGCUGUUUAGGAAGUCGGAAAUGGCAUCGCCUCCAAUUUUAUCCUUGGCUCUUCCAUCAAAUACCGGUAGAGUUCUCAGCAUUCAAUCUCACACAGUUCAGGGAUAUGUUGGUAACAAGUCAGCAGUUUUUCCUCUUCAACUAUUAGGAUAUGAUGUGGAUCCGAUCAAUUCAGUACAGUUUUCGAAUCAUACAGGCAAGCCAACUUUUAAGGGUCAAGUUCUAAACGGGCAACAAUUAUUGGAUUUAGUAGAAGGCCUUGAAGCAAAUAAUUUAUUGUACUACACCCAUUUACUAACAGGUUAUAUUGGCUCUGUUUCUUUCUUAAAAUCUGUAUUGGAGGUUGUAGACAAGCUUCGCUCUAUUAAUCCAAAUCUUACUUAUGUUUGUGAUCCAGUGAUGGGUGAUGAAGGAAAGCUUUAUGUUCCUGAAGAUCUAGUAUCAGUAUAUCGUGAAAAGGUUGUCCCAGUGGCUUCAAUGUUGACUCCUAACCAGUUUGAAGCAGAACUGUUGACUAAAUUGAGGAUUGGUUCUGAAACAGAUGGUCGGAAAGCAUGCAACAUUCUUCAUGCUGCUGGGCCUUCAAAGGUUGUGAUUACUAGCAUCAAUAUAGAUGGUAAUCUUCUUCUCAUUGGCAGUCAUCAGAAAGAUAAGGAACAAGCUCCUGAGCAGUUUAAGAUUGUCAUACCAAGAAUUCCUGCAUAUUUUACGGGAACAGGAGAUCUAAUGACUGCACUUCUACUUGGGUGGAGUAAUAAAUAUCCUGACAACCUUGAUAAGGCAGCAGAGCUUGCAGUUUCGAGUUUGCAGGCACUUUUGCAGAGGACAUUGAAUGACUAUACAAGUGCUGGAUUUGAUUCGAAAUCAAGCAGCUUAGAGAUUCGGUUGAUUCAGAGUCAAGACGACAUCCGCCAACCAAAAUUGACAUUCAAAGCUCAUAAAUACACCUGAAAGCCAAUAGAUGAUGAGUAAUCCGUAUUGAACUACAAUAGUCCUCUUGUUGUUUUUUUGUAAAAGGUAUUUUGCUACAAGUUUAUAUUAUCGUGUUAGAAUAAAUAAAAGAGAUAAUUAACUAAUAAGACUCUUGGAACAGUAAGUACAUUAGAAUGUAGUUCUUUGAAUAGCUAUAGAUAUAGAAUAUAUAUUCUAAGAAGCUGAAUUUGCGAUAUUCGCCUUUCACUUCGAAGAAAAUUUCAGAUUUCUUCA